AUGUAUUUAUCUCAAUUUGGUUACUUGAGCCCUUCGAUGAAAAAUCCGAAUUCAGGUCAUAUCAUGUCUGAGGAAACAAUGUCCCGGGCGUUAAAGGAUUUUCAAUCAUUCKUUGGACUAAAUCUGACAGGUCACUUGGAUGACGAGACGUUACACUAUAUGAGUAUGCCUAGAUGUGGUGUGAGAGAUAAAGUUGGAUUUGCAACAGACUCCAGGUCUAGAAGAUAUGCUCUACAAGCUUUAGAGAUAACUCUAGUGCACAUUGAAAUCAGAUUUGAAAAAGGUGAACACGGUGAUGGUGAUCCAUUCGACGGACCUGGUGGAACUUUGGCACAUGCUUUCUUUCCAGUUUACGGGGGUGAUGCUCAUUUUGAUGACUCUGAAAAAUGGUCAAUAGGUUCAUUCAAAGGCACUAACUUGUUCCAAGUAGCAGCUCAUGAAUUCGGUCACUCAUUAGGAUUGUCUCACUCAGACGUCCGGUCCGCGUUAAUGGCACCAUUUUAUAGAGGUUAUAAUCCAUCAUUUAAUUUGGACAGCGACGACAUAGAAGCCAUUCAGGCUCUGUAUGGUGCUAACAGCUCGGGAGAAGGAUCAGACAACGACGACGACAGUACAAGCCAGGGAUCGGGUAAAAAGACAACAACGCAAGAACCUCCGGGAACAGAGGGCAGCGACGCUGAAUUGUGCACAGACACUAAAGUGAACGCUUUGUUCAAUUCAGCAGCCGGCGAAACUUUUGUGUUUAAAGGCGACUACUAUUGGAAGUUGACGGACGACGGGCUGGCUCAAGGAUAUCCCAAGUCCAUUUCGGGCACGUGGUCCGGCCUGCCGGGAAACAUAGAUGCCGCGUUUACGUACAAAAACGGUAAAACUUACUUCUUCAAAGGCACGAAGUAUUGGAAGUACACUGAUACCACGAUGGAUGACGGAUAUCCAAAAGACAUAGCUGAAGGAUUUGCUGGCAUCCCGGAUAAUGUUGACGCAGCUCUUGUUUGGGGCGGGAAUGGAAAGAUUUACUUUUUCAAAGGUUGGUUUUGUGYGACACGAAAAAUAUAUAACAUAAUUUCGUCUUCUUGCAUUCGUCUGAAGAUACAAACAAAUUUACAAUAUAACCAAUGACAUAUUUUUAUAUGC
This is a messenger RNA of Diuraphis noxia (Russian wheat aphid), 1134 nucleotides long. RefSeq names its product stromelysin-3-like. Gene Ontology annotation, cellular component: extracellular matrix. NCBI's taxonomy places the organism in Eukaryota, Metazoa, Arthropoda, Insecta, Hemiptera, Aphididae. Gene Ontology annotation, biological process: extracellular matrix organization; proteolysis; collagen catabolic process. Gene Ontology annotation, molecular function: metalloendopeptidase activity; zinc ion binding. The record is from RefSeq and is a predicted model, not a curated record.